UGUGCCCAAUUGGCCUGGCGCGCAGCGCUUGCGAGCGCAGUUACAGCCUGUCUCCUGCCGGCGAAGCCUCAACAGUCCCAGAUUUCCGCGCCCCAAAUCCUUGAAGCCCCCCAAAUUCUCCGUGGGCUCCGAGGACUUCGGAACCCCAGCAGCUGCAGCUCUCCACUCUCCGAGGUCCAGCACCCCGAAGUCUGCUCUCGCACUAUGCAGCUAAACAGGUUCUUUUCCGGUCCUGGUCUGUUUUUGCUGCUAUUUAGCAGUCUCUGUGUCGAGGCUGAAGUUAAAGAAGUCAAUGCAAUGGUGGGGAGCGAUGUGGAGCUCCGCUGCGUUUAUCCUCGGAGAAGCAAUUUCAGCUUGGAUGAUCUGUAUGUCUACUGGCAAAUCGUCGAUGAAGCUAAAACUGUGGUGACGUAUUACCUGCCCAGUGCUAACGAGUCUUCGACAAUCCAUGUGAGCAACUCCUACAAGAACAGGGCCCAUCUGUCACCGGACCUCAUGAAGGAGGGCGACUUCUCCCUGCACCUGGAGAAUGUCACCCCUCAGGAUACCCAGGAGUUCAAGUGCUUGGUCUUUAGGAUGUCCACAGUGUUGGGCAAGGCCUUGGAAGAGGUGGUCAGACUGCGUGUGGCAGCAAACUUCAGUACGCCUGUCAUCAGCACCUCUGGCAGCUCUGAUCCUGGCCAGGAACGCACCUUCACUUGCAUGUCCAAGAAUGGCUACCCAGAGCCCAACCUGUAUUGGAUCAACAGGACGGACAAUACCCAAAUAGACGAGACUCUGCAGAACAACACUGUCUACUUGAACGAGUUGGGCCUGUAUGACGUCGUCAGCACACUGAGGAUCCCUUGGACACCCCAUGUGGAUGUUAUCUGCUGUGUAGAGAAUGUGGCUCUCCACCAGAACAUUACUAGUAUCAGCCGGGCAGAUAGUUUCACUGGAAGCAUGAACACAGAGAGGCCACAGGAAAUCCACAGAGAGGAUACAAAGGUCCUUUUCUGCGUCCUAGCUGCACUUCUGGCGGUAGUGGUUGUCAUUUUCAUCAUCGUGCUGUACAGAUGCAGGCGUCGUCCCUGCCAGAGCUAUACAGGACCCAGGGCUGUACAGCUUGAACUCACAGAUGGUUCCGCAAAGUUGGCUGCGUGGAAACAUAGGUGUGCACAAGCUCCAGGUUGACGCAGUAGGCAGCAUGGACUCACCAAUGGG
Rattus rattus (black rat) is the source of this 1203-nucleotide messenger RNA. It is a transcript of the gene Icoslg, whose product is annotated as inducible T cell costimulator ligand. The transcript has 7 exons. The record is from RefSeq and is a predicted model, not a curated record. NCBI's taxonomy places the organism in Eukaryota, Metazoa, Chordata, Mammalia, Rodentia, Muridae. Bases 205 to 1173 code for a protein of 322 amino acids.